This is a messenger RNA of Actinia tenebrosa (Australian red waratah sea anemone), 4171 nucleotides long. RefSeq lists its product as uncharacterized. NCBI's taxonomy places the organism in Eukaryota, Metazoa, Cnidaria, Anthozoa, Actiniaria, Actiniidae. The record is from RefSeq and is a predicted model, not a curated record.
AUGGCUGCUAAAGAUCAAGACGUUGUCUUAAAAGUCACUUUAAAUAAAAUCCACAGGUUUAUGCUCGUAAUAGCGAAGGAAAGUUCGAUCGCAGAUUUAAAGACAGAGAUUACUAAAGUUUCUAGAUUAUUGUUGUCGUCUGCUGAUCUGGGAGAAAUAAUAUCUGUGCAAAGCUGCGAUAAUCAUGAGUUACCAGACAUAUACAAAGUUGGUCGUCUUCUUAAGGAAGGAGAUAGUAUUCUAGCAUAUUCAGCUGGUCAUGUAUUAAACCAUGCAGACUCUAUUCUCGUUGAAGAAAAUGCAGAAAUGCUGAAAACCACUUCACAACAUUCUCCACAGUAUUCAGGAAGUCAAAAACCAACUCAAAAUAAAAGUGACUUGACAGAUAUUUCCAAGGCUGUUGUGCAAGGAAAUAGUAUCAAGGAAACUGAAGAUUUAGCUGAAUGCUGUGAAAAUGAGCAGGAAUGUUCAAGUAAGAGAAAUGAAAAAGAAGAUAUUGAUAAAACAAAUAAUACUAGAAAAGAAAAAACUUUGCUAAAAACACAGAAUGUUGAGCUUGCUUCAAGUGGCAAUGCAGAACAAGAAUGUGCAAAUAGCAGGAAAGAAAAGAAAACUGUAAAUAGUUUUGAUGAUAAUCAUGACACUUUUGAAUGCAGGAAAGAGAAAUCUAGAAACCAAACAGAGAAUAUAGAGAGCAUAUCAAAUAAAGAUGGAGAAAACAGCACUGAACAGAACUUAGAAACUACAGAUAAUAUUGAUGAACAGGAAAGUAUGGAACAGUGUAAAGAGGCUGAAGAUAAAAGCAGUGAAGGCAGGAGCCCAGAAAGAUUGAUGAAAGAACAUAAUCAUGAAACGCCACUGAACAGCAAUGAGGAAGAUAUGAUGCAGUGUCAAGAAAAUGAAGACAAAGAUAGCAUAAGUAAAAGUGGAAGAAAGAGAACAGUUUUCCAAGUGGAAAAUUUUAUUUCACAAUCCCAAGAGGAAAAUUGGCAUAUAAGAGUUAAUUGUAAUCAAAAGGAAAUGUCAAGACCAACAGAUAAGACUACCAGAAAAAGAGUUUUUAGUACACAAAUGAAAUCGCCACCUACCAGUAGUAACAGGCAAAGGAUUGAGAAAACUCCAACAGUACAAGAGAAGAUCGGUAGAAGAAAGCGAAAGCAAUCAAGAACCCAGUCAAUAGAUGAGAGCCUGGCUGAUGAAGAUCAGAGACACAGAUCCAGGGAAAGUGCCUCCACUGCCUCUCAGCAUAGCAGUAUUGUAUCUGAAAUAGUAUUAAAGUCGCAGGCUUUUAAAGAAAUGUUAGAAUCAACAGGAUGUUUUAGUCAAAGGCGCAAACAGGCUAUUGAGAAGAGUGUUACUAAAGUGGCAACAUGGCUGGUAAAUAGUGAUCAAGACAUAGAUGAUGAGACCCAUUCAAUCCAAAGAAUGAGUACCAAACUCUUGGAUGAACCAGAAGAAACUCCUGCCAAUCACUGUGUGAUAGAUUCCCUGGACAUCAAUGAUAACGAUAUCACUUCUACUCCUGAAGUUUACCAUGAAGAUAUGGGCAGAAAAUAUCCUAUUAUCGAUGUGCUGCAAGACAGAGUGCUGUACUUUGAUAGUGACCCCAGCGAUGCAAGUACCAGCGGAGGGCUCAUUAAAGAAACUUACAUGAGCUCUUGUAAAGUUGUUAUUCCUAAGCUCAAUCUUACACAGCCAACAGUUGAAGGACUUAAGACUAGUUGUAGUGCUAGUCAACCACGAAGUGUUCCACCUGAAGUGGCGACUGCCAUUGAAACUAAUGCAGCAGAAAGAACUGAAGAAGAGCCAAGUACUGCAGUAGUGUGUGUGGCUGGUUGUCAAGACACAAAUGAAGAGGAAUGUUGUCAUGGUAGCCAAGAAAUCAUUGGAUCCUCGGGAUCUGAGGAACUCUUUCCCGCCAGUCCUAAACUAAAGCACCUGACGUCAUACACGAAUGAAACGUUACCUAGCAACGCAAACGAGCCACUAGAACAUGCUGGGAAUGAAAAAGGAGAUGAAGAGAGCUGCUUCUCAACAGAAAUAUUGGAAAGCGCAGAACAAGCACGCGGUGAGCAUCAUUCCCCGCCAAAGAAACUUAAAUUGCCUCCCAAUGUUGAAGGUGCCACGACUAAUGAAACAGAAGAUAAAAAUCAGGAUUCACAAGUGGUCAAGAAAAGCCAAACAUCGGUGGAGAAAAUCUUAGAAGAUGGUAUUAUUUCACAGUUAGAAAAUGAGCAGAUAAUUUGUGAAGAAACAGUAGAAAAAAGCUACGGAAAGAAAAAGGCAACCGAACAGCAAAAUAUUGAAGACGCUGAAACUACAGAAGACUUCUCAACUGUACAAAAGAAACAUCCAAUAGCAGAAGAAGCUGGUUUGUCUUCACCCAAGAAAAAGAAAAAGAAAAGUCGAGAAACUGGAGAAACCAAGGUAACAAACAGUAUUGAUGGGUCAUUUUUGAGCGAAAGUGGGAUGAACUAUACCUCAAGUUGUGAGAACCAUUCCCAGAAGGAUAAAAUAUCUAAACAGAGGAGAAUACGGGAUACAGUAUAUUCUGAUGAUAACAAAGCUGAAGAGGAGAGCGAACAGUCGAUGAGCAAGGAAGGAAAGAAAAGAGAUAAAAGAAACAGUUUGAAAGAAAAGUUAGCUGCAGUAACUUCCGAAAAGACCAAAGGGAGUAAAAGAAAAGAUGUUAAUAAUAAUGUUAAUUACAAACAGCUAAAUGAGAAACAAUCAAAAAACUCUACCAAUAAGAAAGUAUUUACUCAAGAAAAUUCCAUUCAAGAAAAUUCUGGAAAGCUUCCAAACAUACAAACUUUCAUUCCAGAAAGUACUGCAAGUUCUCCACGCAAAGAAACAGCAGCAAACACGGAACUUCCGAUUCAAACAUCUUUGGUAAGUUUACCAAUUGGUGUUAUUUCCAAUUCUGAAAAGAAAGUAACGUCACCCAAACUUCACAAGAAGAGCAACUCUAAAAACAAGGAUUUCCCCCAGGAAACUUUGCCUGGUGGAUCACAACAUGUCAUUCAUGCUGUUGAUGACUUAGUGCAAAGUUGUAGUCAGAGCACUGUGACGACGUCUGAGGAAAAUGCCUUUGAAAAGAAAUCCAAGAAGAAAAAGAAAAAGGAAAGGAAUAAAACAGUGGUUUCUGCAGAAGAAGUAAGCGAAGGAAAAGAAAAACGCAAAAAGAACGAAAGAAAUGUUGAUAAAGAAACGAAAAUUUCUUCAUUUGAUUCUCGUGAAUCAACGAUUCUUUGCGUCGAUGAGGAAGAGAAUUCUGAUGGAAAGAAGCGAAAAAAAGAUAAAAAGAAGCGUGGAGACAAGGCUGUAGAAGAUGAAAAGGUUGAUAUUCGUGAAAAAGAUGUAACAAAGAAAUCUAGUCAAACUAAAAAGAUAAGUCGGGAAGAAGAAUUUGAAGCAGCUAACAAACCGGUUAAACAAGUUGAUAGACCUGUUUUAAAAUCUUUAGAUGAAACAGGAAAAGAGGAAGGGAAAACUCGUGACAAAACGAAGAAGGAAAUAAAACGAAGAGAAAAGAAUGAAAAGAAUGAUACGAAUAAAGAGAAAGAAGACAGGGACGAAAUACCCAAGAAAAAACGUAAAAAGGAACGAAAAGUAUGCGAGGAAAAUGGCAAAGCUUCACAAAAUGGUUUGAGUGUCCCGGCUUCACAUCAUGACAUGUUUACUAGUGGCUCAGAGAGUGAGAUUAACACUCCUGUAACCGAUGUCUUGUCAUGGAUCUCAAAAAAGAUCAACCCCCAAACAACCAAGAAAAGUUCAACCAAGAAAACAAACAAAUCCACGUUACUGGACUUAGUCCAAGACGAUCAAGAAUUGCAUUCCUCUAAAUCAGUCUUCACACCAAGAUCUUCAUCAAUGGACAGUCGCUCUCGGAUAUUUCACAAAACUCCUAUAGGAUUCACUAACACUGUACCUAGAGUAUCAAAGAAAUCAAAUCCUACUGCUACAACAGUAUCAUCGAGUAGGCGAAAGAGAAAACUUAGUAACAGUCCACCACAAAGAAGAGAAUUGACUCGACAAGAAAAGGAAAUGCUUUCUGGUGGAGUGAAGAGGCUUGAUGAAUUACUGGACAAUGAUUCAGUCUGGGACUAGUGAUAUAUGUACAGGAUAGAUUUUUAAUAUUCAAUAAAUUCGUUUGUUUAUUUGUAAUUUU